AUGACGCUUGAGGAAGACGAAGAAAAGAUUUCGAGUAAACGGAUUUUUCACUCUCUUAAGUUCCACAAAAACCUAAAACAUAAAUUCUGCGUAUUUCGCCUCCAUGGCCGGUACAGCGAAAAUUCCGACUUCUGUCCUUUGUAGAGGACAUAUUCUCCCAAACUGAUUUGGCUAAAUAAAUAUAUUUAUUUUAGUUACUUUGAUGGUUGUAACCACUAAAACCAAGAUUUGAAUCCUUUGCACGGUUAAGAUAAUCAAAGGCGGGCUAGGGUUUGAGUAAUAUCCCUAUAUGUAUUAGACAUUUCUGUUCUUUCGUGUGAUAUCACAUGCAAUAUAUAUGGCAUGGAUACCAGGGGUAAUCGGCAUAGGAAAGGAGGGAUCUAGACUAUACCGCGAACAAUAAGAGGUUCGGAGAUUUGCAGUACCGCCAGACGGUCUGAUAUGGCCAGGUGGUAAAAACGACAAUUACAAGUUGUCCCCCUGCGUAUCUUUUUGAUGAGGAGGCCACAUCGGGGAUCUGCCCCGCCAUAGCCCCUUCCCAGCCCCUUCAUAGCCCUCUCGCGAGGCGAAGCUAGAGGGAGCACGAGGGACUGGUAUUGGCAGGGCAUAGAGACUUAUGUGUGCCCAUAAAAUAAGAGAAAUGUCUAAUACAUGACCAUGGUCACACGUUGUUAUGCAGUUGGCGGUCAUUCAUAAAAAUGACCAUCCGUGGCAUGAACGACGUUCUUAUGCGCAUAAUUCGACUUCGAUUUAUCCUGCAAAUGUUAGGGAGUUUAUAAAUUUCCACGUUAACAUUAAUGAAGACGCUACUCGAAUAUCACUUUAAUUUAUUCUAAACUGCACGACGCAAUAUCGGAUGGGACAGAGCAUCUUCGUCUACAAUCACCUAGGUGAUUGUAGACGAAGAUGCUCUGCAGUGUUUGAGGCAUAUGUCUCAAACAAGCCAAUAUGUAAAUUUCACGAACUGUGCGAUGUUUAAAUUAUAAAUUAAAACGACAUCUUUUAUGGCAAUCUUUAAGGUUAAGUUUUUAUUGUCUCGUUAUCAAUCAUUAGCUCUUGUUGUUGAGGUACCGCAAACUAACGAUGGAUGGAAUUGCAGAAAUGGACACUUCAGCAUCCCACAGUUUUGCAACGCAUAAACCUGAGUCAUUGUUUUUUGGGCACUAUGUAAUAUCUUGUGUUUACCUUAUUCUGAGCUAGAAUUGAACACAAAUAUUUUAUUUUUGUCCUUUAUUAAAUAUACGUCCAUUAACGCCAGUACAUAAUCCUGAUUUCAAUCUGCUGCUUUAGAAAUAACCGUUCAAUUUAAAAUGGUUAUGACCCGCUCGAACUACGUUUGAGCAAAUAGUACACAAACGACCCAGGCUUAAAUAUUACAGAUCGAUGUAUGCAAUUUUAUCAGCGCUAGCUAUUUUACUACCCCUUGUUUUCGUGGAUAACAAUACCCGUAAGUUACUUGAGUCUUAAUACAACGUUACUAAACUUUGUGUCUCAUUAAACAGAAAGUUUGAAUCUGACCCACCGUGAUGUACUACAUCUCACAAAGAUGAUUUACUCUUUUUUAUAUAGAUUUCAUGAUGCUGAAUUUUAACCUUGCGUACAUUCUCACUUUCUUUAUGCACGCCUUCUACAUUUGUUCGGGUUUUGCCUUAAAUUUCUGGAAACAAAUAAUUGUCACGCCUCUAUAAUAUUCCUGUAAGCAUUUCACCCAAAAGAUAGUGAAUAUUGCGGUAAAACAUUUGACCGGAUUUAAAAACCGCAUGUAUUAAGUGCUACACCUGACAGGAUUUCGCAUUCUUCCCAGAGUUAUUCAAAACAAAGUAUUUUAACAGUAGAAAGCACAGGUACUAAUUGUAGCUCAUCUUCUGCCCAGUCGUCGCUCUAUGGGAAUUUGUCAGUUGUAAUCGCCCGCUCCGUGGCUUCCGAUGGCACCUCAGAGUUAACGCCAGAGUCCUCUUAAUUUUUAAAAAAAGAGUAGGAAUUUCGUUAUACAAUAGGUCGUUUGCUGGUUUAUUUUUCUGUCUCUACGGAUGGACUACAUAUGUAGACUUAUUCACGACAUCCACAUUACGAUGGGCGACAUUUAUACUUCAUAAAGGAAUUAUGGUUUUAUUCCUAAAUGCUCCCAUAAUGCGAAGAAGGAAAAUUUGCUCGCGCAUUUAAUUAAACUUCCACCAGCACGAUGGCCACUGGCCUGUUUUGCACCUGCACCUGUUUGCGAGUGACAGGGUUUUCUAUUGACUUUUAUCUAACCAGUUUCUCUUGCGAAUUGUAAAGUUAAUUUACUCUUUUCUCCGCCUAAUCAACCUGAUUUCAAGAACAUCGGACUUUCCUAAGGUGUGCGAUCAAUAUUUACGGGAUACAAAUCAUAAAUAACCGACGGCAGUUUUUUGAAACAGGGUUUCACGCGUGUGAGGGCUGUUUGAUGAACAUAUUCUGAUUAUCCAUUGAUCGCGCGUUAUGCAGUUAUCUGUGUGCGUCUUUAAUCGGAAAUCCGGAUUAAGAUGAGAUUGUUUCGUAGUCUGGCCUACGAUCAGGAUAGACUUGCAACCAACUCUCUGAUGCGUAAAUGAAUAUUACCGACAACUUUUGGCAGAAAAUGAAUCUAUGUUUUAGUUGAUAUUUCAUUGGCUCAAAUGCCCUACGACCAACUGUUUAUUGUUCAAGUCAUUGCUGAUUUCGAUGUGGGGUUAGUGCGUGACUGGUUGAUAAAGAGGAAUGACUUGCAGCUGCUUUCUCAGCCUCUACUCUCUCACAUGGACUAUUACCCCACUGAGCCACAGGUUCAAAUCGUGUUUCAUUGAAAGAGUGAUUUAUUUCUGUCUCACCUUAUAUAUAAAAAUAGUUUAUGGAAGCCAUUUUUGCGCUUUUGAUGUUUGUUUCGUAUCUUGUGCCAAAGAAUGAUUUCAGAAACUCGUGGUCAUUUUUAAAAAAUUAACUUUACUAUUUUGUUGACAAUGGCAGCUUCUCCGAUUAUGCAAACUGGCUCUUAUUAAGUCGUCGUUUACAUAGUGCCCAUAAAAGAUGGUCACAUUUACCUUAGUUCCUUCUAAGUAGUAUAGAAAGGAACUCCUCCACAGAGGGCCAGCAUGACACUGGACGAAAUUCUGAAAUGGCUUAUUAUAAUGCCCGGUUUUACCUUUGUUAGAACGUUCAUCCAACCAAAGUUCUAUUAACAGAAGGCUUUGUGAGACUCGCCAUAAUGCCAUAGACUGACUCCAAAGUAGACAGGAACUCUCAAAGUUCUCUCAUUAACUUAAGGGGGAUUUUGCACAACAGUCUAUAGUAGAGGCUACUCAUGAUUCGUCUUUCUUCAAAAAGGGUGCUUAAAGGGAGCGUACAUUUUAAAAAUUUAUUUUUUUACUUUGUAUAUUUUUCUUAUUUAUAUACAUUUAAACGGUCGAACCGACAGAUAAAUGGAAGUAGUUCAUUUAAUCCAUGUCCAGAUUACGUUCUUUAUAUUAAUAAGGGGGUAACUUGGACGAUUAUUUUCAUCGUUGCUUAAAUAGGCAGGCCGUUUAAAGAAUGAAAACCCCAAAUUUUGUGGCGGCCUUAGGUUAAGCAAAAUAAUGAAUACCUGUUUCUGCUGUUAUUGUCUCAAACUACGCGUCUCAAAACUGGCAAAACAUUCGGGCAGCCUACCUUACCCAAGGUUAGGGUCAAGCUCUGGUUACGAAACGAACCGUUUUGCAAUAAGUACUUGCGUUUGUCAGUUUAAACCAAGAUUCCGGCUUUAGACACUGACCGAUUUACCGAGAAAUUGACGCCUACAUAAAGUAUUUUUAACAAUUUAACCUCUUUAAAAGUCUACAGAUCGUGUGCUUCAGUCCUGACUCUAGGAGCUGGUUCUGCAACUUCUUAUACUUGCAUUUUGGGCUCUUGCAGAUCACAAUGAACAAUUGGUGAAACAACGGUAAAAAUUCCAAAAAAACUUACAUGACUGUCUCGGCGGCCCAUUCGUGUGGCGCUGAAAAACAAAGGCCACAAACCCCCGAAUCUUUGAAAUGUGCUCCUUCUUUCGAAUGUUUUUUUUACUGUGAUAUUUUCAUGGGCCAAGCCUUUUAUUGAGGUUUAGAUUCGGUAUAUAAUCAGUAUAUUUGACACAAUUUAUGGUUUACUUUCACUAUCCCUGCUGCUCAAAAGAUGCAAACAAUGCAAGAGAAGACGUAACUCCCGGAAAAUCAGUUCAAAAUGUGGACGCUGUCACUAAAACAGAGUCAGCCGAACAGCAUCAUCCUCCCGGCAAAACUUCCACACUGCAUGAAGGUGAUCCCCACUCUGUCACAAAGACCACUCUCAGAGUCGUCAUGGACAGGGAUGAACGCAAUCUGAAGUCUUCGGAAGUCUAUCCCCGCGAUACAGAGACCUACUUCGAUCAAACGAUUAACGAAACCGAAGACUUUUCCGCCCUAAAUGAUGAUUCCCACAAGCCUGAGACAAGUAUGGCAGCCUCAGGAGGUGGCCGACCGAAUACCAACACGUCUAAUCGUGCGGUGGAGGAAACAAAGGACCAGACUGAGCCGCGAGAGGUUCUCAAACCAGUUAGAGUCCUCGGAUUCAAUCAAAACGUGCCUGUGAUAAACCUAAGCACGGGGCGACAUAUAAAACUCUUUUACACUUCGGCACACCUGGGUGUUAUAUACGAUGUAGGAAAGAACGAACAAGUCAUAAUGCGUGGCCAUGUAAGUCGUUCCCUGUCUUAAAACGACGAUAAGCUUCCAUUUGAUUCAAAUACAUUUUACCCCGCGCACGACCUUUUUGCCGAAAGUCCCAGCAUGCAUGUAGUUUCAUAUCCGCCAAUAUUAGGCAGUUUCGAUCUAAAAUCUAUUACUUCCUCAAACCUUACUGCAGCGGGGAUAUUAUUUCUCUCAUAACAUGUUAGAUGCGAGGUCUUUCAUGACGAAAUAUAGCGUUGCAUCCACGACUAACCCAAAGUUCACAAUUUUAUGGGUGGGAAGAUUGACGCAACGAGAAGCAAUGUGGAAGGCUGGUUGGACUCAUCAAAACAAAAAUGAGCUGCAAGGUCGCCGAUAAAUCGUAUGCUGGAUGGCGGAGGGGUCGCUUGAGCUGAAGUUGCAUUUGCCAGUCUAGUCCCGUAAAAAUGAUCUGCAGAAAGGUGUACCACUUAAAUGUUGAGUGGACAGAGGGCUGAGGUUUCUUCGUAAAAUGCGGGCCUAUAGUUUUAUUAAAAGCGCAGUUUCAUAAGAUAUGACUUCAAAAUUUGAUCGACAGUAAGCAUCUAGGAACAGUCGGAAGGUGCUAACUAUUAUCUUAAAACGAUGUCAAGAUAAUUGCAAUUGAAGUCUCUCGGAUUCAUCGAUUCAACUUUGUAUGCUGACAACCCAAUGGGCGGACUUUCGCGGGCUCACUUUGAUAUAAGCAAAUACGGUAAAAUAUCAAGUCGGAUUUUUUAAAGAACAGAGAUUUUACCGAUGAAGGGGCAUUCCUACCGAUCUGGUUACAGUGUAGAUCAUAUUAUUAUUCGUUUGCAUUGCCGCUCCGGUCUAGAGUCCUGAAAUACAGUCGCAUGCUGACUGGUGCUAAUGCAGAAUAAAUGCGGAAAAUGAACCGAGAGCCUGAAGUAAUAUUUCUGGCCUAUUACCCCUCACCAGCCAGACGGACUCUAACACAAAGCUUGGAUGACCCGGUACUUUGGUCGUCGGACGCUAAGUUCGUCAUAACUUCCACUACGUACCUGGCGCGCGCGCCGCCUGAAGAGCAUUUUCAUAGCGAGUUUUUGAUCGACAGAGUAGUUUUCAAUCUCGAUCAUCCCUAACGAUGCAUUAGAGUGAGAAUACAAGACCUCAGACCAAUUAACUUCUUGUUCCAGUGAUUGCCACUUUUUCUUUUGAAUAGUUAUUAAUGUUGACGUUAUCUGGAUCCUGCCUGAGACUCGUCGACCAUAGCGAGCCUCGUUAGCCUAGAACAGCAUAAGGCGUAGCGGGAGUUAUAAGCACGAGAAAUGUGACUGUCAUUGGACAGAGAAGGGCAAAAUCGUUUGCAAAUUGUGCACAAAUUUACCCAUUCGCUUCGCGUGUCUGUUCACCAUAUUUCCACUCAGCACCUCAACUUAUUUCAAUCUUCUCCUAAUGUAUUCGUCCCAUCUCAGUCCUCCUUGCAAGCUACUGCUUGAACUCCACGUGCGCCGUAAACAAUCGCACGGUGACGUGACCCGAAGAACCUCUAUUUUAAAGUGGCAGUACUCUGAAGUGUUAAAUCAGCAGCUUCGGAUUGAAAUUUGACGCAAAUUUUGUCGCUGAUUUGUCUUCUUUGAUUUUUGGAUGCCCAGAAUUUUUGUUAUCUUCACGUAGCUGUAGGCCCUAACAAACCUGUUUGUUUAAUAUCUUUACAUGCUACAGUCGGCAAAAUGUUAAUGAUACUUCUGUGCCUAGGUGAACACUAUAAGAAGCACAUGCUGCAGCAAGGACAAACGCUGGUUGGUGACUGGUGACUCCGGUCCCGACAGCGCUGUUAUCUUGUGGGACGCGAAGACGGUACAGCCGGUGAGAACCAUGCUAGAUACUCAUCCUAACGGCGUGGUUGGCGUUGCUCUGACACCGGAUGCGCGCUAUCUGGCCACACUGAGUUCCGAUAUCGACAACCAAGUCUUCGCGAUAUGGGAUUGGACAACAGGCUCGGACGAACCUCUCUGCCACACUAAUUUGUCACCAGACUUUGGUCUGCAAACAAAGAUUGCCUUCAAAGAGGAUGACUAUUUUCAUGUCAUGACAAACAGCGAGACCCAGGUCAUCUUCUACGAUUGGGUAAGCCACAAACCGGGGCCUUGAUUUCCUGAAUAAUUUGCUUUGAUGAACUUUUAAGUAGGCAUUUGAAGAAGCUAAGAAAGCAUUUUCUGUGUUAUGCGGCGCUUGCCGAAUACAUACCGACGGACAAAACUGUAUUGUCGGCGGAAAGUGAAGUAUUUUUGAAAGCACACUUAGGUGAGCCAAAAGCCUAAACAAAACCAAAACUGUCUUUGGUCAAUUAGCUGUGCCUGGAAAGACUUAGGCUGUAUGAACCCGCUCCUCAUAGCUUGACAGUUAUGGAGUAAACCUUUAAACAAUUCAUCUAUGACGGAAGUCGUGACUACCGCUUUAGACAGAAGACGGGCAUCGUUGAUUGUUGAUGAAAAAUGUUGGAUCGAUAUGGUAUUACUUCACUUGAUGUAACUCAUUUUGAGCAGAGGUAUUAACGCAUGAGCUUGAUAUUGUAAAACCGCAACUUAUUCGAAGGUAACCUCCUGGUUUCGAUGUAACAUUAUCCUUAAGACGAAUUUGAUAUUAAUUUUAUUGCUGCAAGGGAUUCACAAAUAUCCACUGAAGUUCCUGCAAAGUUCCGCUGUCCUCGGCCCUCCUCCCCCCUCACUAAGGACACGCGUAGUGGCUCAAAAUACGGAAAUCUUUGCAGGCAAUGAUAGUUAAGACACCAGAAGCUGCUGACUACUAAAGUAAAAGUGUGCGUUUUACGUAGUUAUUCCACUGGACUUCACAGCACAAAAGCCAAUGCUUGCAUAAAAAUCUGGAUAACGACGGGCACCUACUGUCUGGGCGACUUUACUAUUAAUUCGAUCGGUGAUUUAUGCUAAAAUUAUGAGGAACCAACAUUUGAACUAUUACCAGUUUUUUGGUGGUCUGACUUGUUAGUUGAGCAUAAAGAAAUUGCAAUAGACUGUGGAGAUCGAUAACCGACAUAACAUUUCUGGAGCAUUACUUUUCUAAAACCUUGUGCAACGAAAGUGUUGUUGGUCGUUCUUAACUAUUGUUUGUCUGGGCACUGUACUCUAAUAUGACGAAAAAAAAACAGUUCGUAUACCUGGCGCUCAGAAAAGCAUAAAAAGGUGUAGAUCUCUUCGAAAAUUUGGAGGUUAAUGCCCUAAAAUAACCCUUUCGCGCCCAGCGAAAAAGGACAGGCGCCAAAGGUCAACGUUCUGAUAAUCGGAAGUUUUCUUAUCUAAAUUUGCACAGACUACUUACAUCUUUUGACGAAAAGGACAGUCGUUUUAGCACAUUUUUGUCCCGUUAUCCAGAAUCUGAAUGGCCCAAUGCAGUCCUAUGCUCCACCUCUGAAUAAUGAAACAUUUAAGCAGAGUGUCGGCAAAUUUUCGAACUCCACGUACCUGCCUUUCACCACUACGGCAUUAACUGGCACAUCAAGAGGCAUACUAGUUGUUUGGCAAACCAGUCACCGCCCCAAGAAAGGUACGUUGGCGAUGAUAUAUUGUUUCUUUUGACAUUUAAUCUUUUCCGCACACAAUAAUCGUCAUUUUCUAGUUCAUCCCUCGGCCACUACUGGAUAUAAAUAGAAACGAAUGUUCAAAUUCCGGGUGUGUACGUAAGAAAAAGACUGGUUGAUCACCGAAACCAUUUGUUUACACUUCUGACUUUUCGAACUCGUGUAGGAGUCCAUUGUCAAGAUGAUGACAGCAACAAAAUGAGUGU
Spirometra erinaceieuropaei is the source of this 8438-nucleotide messenger RNA. The record is from the annotation of a GenBank genome assembly. Lineage: Eukaryota; Metazoa; Platyhelminthes; Cestoda; Diphyllobothriidea; Diphyllobothriidae.